UUUCCAGAAGAACAAAGAAGAAGUAAAUCAAACCACAUUGACAGAGUUCAUCCUUGCUGGGUUAAGUGAGAACCAAGAGCUCCAGUUGCCCCUAUUCUUCAUCUUCCUAGGAAUCUAUUUGGUUACAGUUGUAGGAAACCUGGGCAUGAUCAUCUUGAUUCUGUUUAGUUCUCAGCGGCACACACCCAUGUAUUAUUUACUCAGCAGUCUGUCCUUUAUUAACUGCUGUCAGCCCACUGUCAUUACUCCCAAAAUGCUGGUGAACUUUGUGACUGGGAAGAAUGUCAUCUCCUACACCAAAUGCAUUGCUAAGUUCUACUUCUUUGCUUUUGUUGUUGCAGAAUGUCACCUGUUGGCUGCAACAGCAUAUGAUUGCUAUGUGGCUACAGUAAUACUUUAUGUAAUCAUAUCCCCUCAAAUACAUUUAUGGAUGGCAGCUGGGGUAUAUGAUAUGGUAAGUGCCACUGCUCACACUGUCUUCCCAAUAAGAUUGCUUUUCUAUAAGGCUAUAUAAGAAACCUUUUACUUCUUUGAUAUUUCCCCAUUACUGAAGCUCUAUUGCUGUAAUUUUGCAAAUGAUUUACUAGAACUGUCCUGUGUAUUUAAAAUUGUUUUACCAGGUAUGAACAUCCUUUGUUCUUACAUCUUCAUCAUUGUCAGCAUCCUUCACAUUCAAUCCUCUGUGGGUAGAUCCAGCACCUGCAACUCCCACAUUUUGACUGUUUCUGCCUUCUUUGGUUCUACUGCUUUCAUUUCUGCUGCGUUCAUGUACUUGCAGCCAUCAUCAGUGAAUUCAAUGGACCAAGGAAAAGUGUCAUCUGUGUUUUAUACUACUGUGGUUCCCAUGCUGAACCCCUUGAUCUACAGCCUGAGGAAUAAGGAUGUCAGUACUGCCCGGAGGAAAAUAUGUCAAAGAAAAACAUUCAUAUAA
This is a messenger RNA of Cricetulus griseus (Chinese hamster), 931 nucleotides long. The record is from RefSeq and is a predicted model, not a curated record. Lineage: Eukaryota; Metazoa; Chordata; Mammalia; Rodentia; Cricetidae.